Messenger RNA from Pogoniulus pusillus (Red-fronted tinkerbird), 1748 nucleotides. RefSeq names its product hypocretin receptor 2 (gene HCRTR2). Gene Ontology annotation, molecular function: orexin receptor activity. Lineage: Eukaryota; Metazoa; Chordata; Aves; Piciformes; Lybiidae. The record is from RefSeq and is a predicted model, not a curated record. Gene Ontology annotation, cellular component: membrane. The transcript has 8 exons. Gene Ontology annotation, biological process: circadian sleep/wake cycle process; G protein-coupled receptor signaling pathway; feeding behavior. Bases 18 to 1523 code for a protein of 501 amino acids.
CGGACCGACUACCAGGGAUGUCCGGGAUUCAACCUGAGGAUGGUUCCUCUCCGUGCAGGAACUGGACGACCGGAUCGGAGCUAAACGGAACACAGGAGGCUCUUCUAACCUCCUCCUCCGACUACGACGAUGAGGAGUUUCUGCGGUACCUCUGGAAGGAGUAUUUGCAUCCCAAGGAGUACGAAUGGGCGCUGAUCGCUGGCUACAUUGUCGUCUUCAUCGUGGCACUCGUCGGGAACGUCCUGGUUUGUAUUGCAGUGUGGAAGAAUCAUCACAUGAGGACAGUUACCAACUAUUUCAUAGUGAAUCUUUCUCUGGCUGAUAUUCUGGUCACAAUUACUUGUCUUCCAGCAACUUUAGUAGUUGACAUCACAGAAACGUGGUUCUUCGGGCAGCCUCUCUGCAAAGUGAUUCCCUACUUACAGACGGUUUCAGUCUCUGUGUCUGUACUAACACUCAGCUGCAUUGCUUUGGAUCGAUGGUAUGCAAUUUGUCACCCUUUGAUGUUUAAAAGCACAGCCAAGCGAGCAAGGAACAGCAUUAUAAUCAUCUGGAUUGUGUCCUGCAUCAUAAUGAUUCCUCAGGCUAUUGUUAUGGAGUGCAGCAGCGUGUUCCCAGGAUUAGCCAACAAAACCACCUUGUUCACAGUGUGCGAUGAGCGCUGGGGAGCUGAGUUGUACCCCAAAAUGUACCACACUUGCUUUUUCCUGGUGACAUACAUGGCACCACUUUGUCUUAUGGUGUUGGCCUAUUUGCAGAUCUUUCGAAAGCUGUGGUGCCGCCAGAUCCCAGGAACUUCUUCUUUUGUUCAGAAAAAGUGGAAGCCCCUGCAACCCUCAGCACAGCCCCGAGGGCUGAGCCAAUCAACAAAGUCAAAGAUUAGUGCUGUGGCAGCUGAAAUAAAGCAGAUUCGUGCAAGAAGGAAAACAGCACGUAUGCUAAUGGUUGUCCUCCUGGUUUUUGCUCUUUGCUAUCUACCAAUUAGCAUCCUCAAUGUCUUGAAAAGGGUAUUUGGGAUGUUUAAUCAUGCUGAUGACAGAGAAACUGUAUAUGCCUGGUUCAUGUUCUCACACUGGCUGGUGUAUGCAAACAGUGCAGCCAAUCCUAUUAUUUAUAACUUCCUCAGCGGGAAAUUUAGAGAAGAAUUUAAAGCAGCAUUUUCCUGUUGCAUCUUUGGCAUUCGCGGUCACCGUGACGAGCGACUCAGCAGAGGCCAUGCCAGUACAGAGAGUCGGAAAUCAUUGACCACCCAGAUCAGCAACUUUGAUAACGUUUCCAAACUUGCAGAGCACGUUGUGUUGACCAACAUAAACACAAUUCCAGCAAAUGGUAUCCCAGCUAUACUCAGCCCACUGAAAUCAGUGGAGCUGCAUCUUCACAUACCAGGGGUAAACAUGACUUCAAAUUUGGAUGAAGCUGUGAGGGCUUCUGCAGAAGAUACCAGUAACACAGAGAACGCAGAGUGGAACAAGUUCAUCCCUAGCAUAACUAAACUUACCUCGACAGAGUUACAGCAAGGAUGACUGGCUCAGCACAUGUAAGACCACCGGAGAAUGACACAUGCUUUUAGCAUGUCACAGACACCUGGGCAAAGGGAUUCCUUCAAAAUGACUGCCUCUCCCUUUUCUUCUCAGUCUUACAGAAACCUACUUACCUCAGUAUGAGCUAAAGAACAUGUCUUUACAAGUCUUUUUAGAUUGGGUUGUAUCAUACUUUGUAAAUAUUGUAGAUAUUUAUUUUUAUAUAUU